GGGCCCAUAUGUUUUUAGUGUUUGAUCGCUGGACUCCUUUGAACUUCUAGUUAUUAAGUUCGAUCUAAGAUUCUUCCCAAGUCCCGUGCUUGAUUUCCUCCUUUCGUAUCUAGGCUGAACCGAAGAUCGCGUACAUUGUGGUUCGACAGCUAUAACAUGCGAAGGUACAGUCCACCAUACUACAGUCCUCCAAGGAGAGGAUAUGGAGGUCGGGGAAGGAGUCCUCCAAGAAGGGGAUAUGGUGGGCACAAGGAACAGAAUAAUGGAAGUCUGUUGGUUCGCAAUGUUCCUCUUAAUUGCAGACCAGAAGAUCUUCGAGUUCCAUUUGAAAGGUUUGGGCCAGUAAGGGAUGUCUACUUGCCGAAGGACUAUUAUACAGGGGAACCUCGAGGGUUUGCAUUUGUGCAGUUUGUGGAUCCUUAUGAUGCCACAGAGGCUCAAUACCACAUGAAUGGGCAACUUUUUUGUGGGAGGGAGAUUACUGUGGUGGUUGCUGCAGAGUCUAGAAAAAGGCCUGAGGAAAUGCGCAACCGAGCCAGGUUAAGAGGGCCUUCAGGUCAUCAAGGACGGCGAUCAUCUUACUAUGGACGUUCACGGUCCCGAUCAGUAUCCCGCUCACGCUCUCCACAUUAUCCUUCAUCUUCUAGAAGUCGAUACCGCUCAAGGUCAUACUCCCCUGCUUCUAGACGAAGAGGUGACUACUCUGUCUCCCCAAGGAGAAGACACGGAGAUGAUCCAAGAUCUCCAAGGAAUCCUCCACCAGAGAGAGAUGAUGAUCACUUGCGCCGACGGUCAUACUCUCCACACUAUGAUGAGGCUGAUCGAAAUCCAGGUGGCAAGGGCUAUGAUGAAAAGUCUGCGUAUGCUGAUGAAGCACAGGCGGGCUGGAGAUCAUCUCCAGGACGUGCCUCAAGAUCGCCAUCUGGAUCAAGAUCUAGGUCGGCUGAUUUGUCACCCCGGCACAGCAGAUAAUUGAAAGGCAAGAAAAUUCAAAUCAGAUGUAGCUGGCUAUUGAAAAGUGGUUCUGAACGUUGUUGUGCACUAUUUGGUCCCUAAAGGUUUUUUAUUUUUGCUGUGUUCAGAUUUUAUGAAGUUCGGCCGUCUGUGUCAGCACAUCUAGUGUCUAGUAGAUUAACCUGUGAUUUUAUUCUUACUAAUUAGAGACUCGCACAAGUGUGGUGGUCUUUUGGACU
This is a messenger RNA of Nelumbo nucifera (sacred lotus), 1193 nucleotides long. It is a transcript of the gene SCL30, whose product is annotated as SC35-like splicing factor 30. Lineage: Eukaryota; Viridiplantae; Streptophyta; Magnoliopsida; Proteales; Nelumbonaceae. Gene Ontology annotation, molecular function: RNA binding. The record is from RefSeq and is a predicted model, not a curated record.